UGUUUGCCAGCCAUGUGAGACCUAUAUAGGAUCUUAUGCUUCUCAUACCGGACUUCAUGUCAGAGCCAGCCUCUCUGACGGAAUGUCUUGACACCGACCUUCUUGUUGCUGAUAAUUAUGAUGAUGAUGAUUAUUUAGUAACGCAAAGAGCGAAACGAAUUUCUUCAGGCUCUAUUCAAAAACAUUCAAUUAACUUAAUGAGUACUCCAAACGAUUCUUCUUUUCACCGGAGCUGAUGUCCUCUGUUCAUUUGGACCGAGUUGGCGUGCAAGUGGAGGCCGGCUGGGGUGUGCACUGGGCGCGCGGCGGAGCCAUGUGAAGACCGGGGAGCCUGAAUCUUUUAUCGGAGGAAUGACCACCUUGCAGACAGCACGAUUAUGACACUGCUGUUUUCUCCUGCAUGGCCGCACAUUUCCCCACUCGACUUCCCGUUUGCAUCGGGCAAGAGGACGUAAAAGUAAGGGGGACACUGUGCUCUUUCGAGCCGGGAGCCGCUGCGCGCAAUCGGGGCGCUCCUGCAGACUGACGGCGCCCAGAAAGCGGUCAGUGGAACGCUCCAUGCCUCCGAGCCUCAGAUAGACACGUUACCCCGGCGGGAUUCAACGCACCGACGCCUUUUAUAGUCCAUUAUUGUUCCACUCCAAGUCUGCUGCAGAAGAAGAGCACAAAAAGAGUGGGGCAUCUGCAAGUUUACGCGCGUUUGCGCAGGUUCCGGACGAUGGCGUUCCUGGCGAAAGCUGCGCUGCUUCUCCUGGCUGCCACAGUGCCACAAACUGCGUUGUGUGCAGAGGUGGAGGAACGUCUGGUGGGUCACCUGUUGUCGGCAGAUCGCUACAACAAACUGAUCAGACCGGCCGUCAACAACAGCCAGCAAGUCACCAUUUACAUCCAAGUGUCUCUGGCACAGCUCAUCAAUGUGAACGAGAGGGAACAGAUCAUGACCACCAACUGUUGGCUCACUCAGGUGUGGAACGACUACAGAUUAAUGUGGGACCCCGAUGAGUAUGAUGGCAUCAAGAAAAUCCGCCUCCCGACACAACACAUUUGGCUGCCGGACAUCGUCCUUUACAACAAUGCUGACGGCACCUACGAAGUCUCCUUCUACUCCAACGCGGUGGUCUCCAACAAUGGCGAGGUGGCUUGGCUCCCUCCCGCCAUCUACAAGUCGGCCUGCAAGAUCGAAGUCCGCGACUUUCCGUUCGACCAGCAGAACUGCACCCUGAAGUUUCGCUCAUGGACGUACGACCACACCGAGAUCGACCUCAUCCUGCUGAGUGACUUUGCCAGCCGCGACGAUUUUAAACCCAGCGGCGAGUGGGAUAUUGUUUCGCUGCCGGGACGCAAGAACGAAGACCCGGAUGACAUCAGGUACCUGGACAUCACUUACGACUUCAUCAUUAAGAGAAAACCUCUCUUCUACACCAUCAACCUGAUCAUCCCUUGCAUCCUGAUCACAUCUUUGGCCAUUCUGGUCUUCUACCUGCCAUCAGACUGCGGUGAGAAGAUGACGCUGUGCAUCUCUGUGCUUCUGGCCCUCACUGUGUUUUUACUCCUUAUCUCAAAGAUUGUACCGCCCACGUCUUUAGCGGUGCCUCUGAUCGGCAAGUACCUGAUGUUCACCAUGGUGCUGGUCACCUUUUCCAUCGUCACCAGUGUUUGCGUGCUCAACGUGCACCAUCGCUCCCCUAGUACGCACACCAUGCCUCCUUGGGUCAAACGCGUCUUCAUGUACCGACUUCCCUCCUACCUUUUCAUGCGGAGACCAGGCACAUCCAACAUACGUGAAAGGUUCCGCAAAAAACACCAACAGCGAUCGUACUCCGAGAAGAAAGCGGGAGCAGAUGCGGGGACAGGUUCUCCGGGACUGGCGGACUCCUCGUCUUCCUUCUAUGUCAACGAGGAAUCGGCCAAACGCUGCGGCUGGACGUUCAGCGACUUUGCCGACAACACAGAGUUCAGGAGGAGGGCGACACUGAAAAGCAGCAUCGAUGUGGAGGAUGCCGUGGACGGUGUGCGCUACAUUGCGAACAAGAUGAAGAGUGAGGACGACGAUGAAGGGAUCAUUGAGGAUUGGAAGUACGUGGCGAUGGUGAUCGACCGCCUCUUCCUGUGGAUCUUUGUGUUUGUAUGUGUGGUGGGAACUGUGGGCCUCUUCAUGCAGCCUCUGUUCCAGAGUUACAACACCCCCAUUGUUGAAGACAUGGACCAGAACUGAGGGAUGACACCUGUACAUUACCUUAAUUCCGACUCCACUCUGCACAGCGCCAAGCCACUCCUUUUAUCACGUUACGGUUUGCCCACCUCACCUGCCACUCUUGAUGCACUUUAGCCCUCUUCCUUAACACCUGCUCCUGAGCUCACGCCCCAGUCGUUUUUAUCCUCCACAUGUCCUGCCUUCUGAUCAAGCAGGAGAACUGAGAUCUAUCUGAUUUCGAUGACGAGACUGCUGCUCUUGUUGCUUUCAUUGAAUCCAAGUCACUAAGAGUGAGCCUCACUGAAUAGGAUAUUGCUCAGAUCUGCGACCAUGUUUACAGCGUUGGGUCCAAAUUGAUCUUUCUUGUAUGACCCUCCCUGAUUUCAAUGAUACUUUAUAUUGACCCUGGAGUAACUACCAUUCAAGCUUCCACUGAUGGACCUCGAUUGAUGCAAUGGGGCACAGCCAUGCCGAAACAGAAAAGUGGCUUCCACAAACUUACUGAUGCCCAGAACAUUCUGUUAGGAUGAAUAAUUAACAUUUAAAGGGAAACGAAGGGAUGAAAAGUAUGCUCCAAGACUUUAUUACAUCUUUUGUAGUGUAUUGUAGAUUUUCUCAGUGUCAGCAACUAUUUUGAAUUUGUCAUCCUGACUUGCCAAUCCAGUCGUGGAGAUAAAUAUAAAUUCAAAAUGCUAAGUGACGUUUCAACAACAUCUUGUUGAUCUGCACAAAUCAAUAGUCCUGAAAAAUGAGGGAGGCCUGUUCUUCAAUUGCAA
Hippocampus zosterae (dwarf seahorse) is the source of this 2970-nucleotide messenger RNA. Its product is annotated as neuronal acetylcholine receptor subunit beta-2-like. Bases 719 to 2215 code for a protein of 498 amino acids. The record is from RefSeq and is a predicted model, not a curated record. NCBI's taxonomy places the organism in Eukaryota, Metazoa, Chordata, Actinopteri, Syngnathiformes, Syngnathidae. The transcript has 7 exons. Gene Ontology annotation, cellular component: synapse; postsynaptic membrane; neuron projection. Gene Ontology annotation, biological process: monoatomic ion transmembrane transport; chemical synaptic transmission; nervous system process. Gene Ontology annotation, molecular function: acetylcholine-gated monoatomic cation-selective channel activity; transmembrane signaling receptor activity.